Messenger RNA from Benincasa hispida (wax gourd), 1189 nucleotides. The record is from RefSeq and is a predicted model, not a curated record. Lineage: Eukaryota; Viridiplantae; Streptophyta; Magnoliopsida; Cucurbitales; Cucurbitaceae.
CUUAAAACAGGCAGGAAACACUUGAAAUUUAAGGUCAAACAUACAAUAUUCUAGAACUUCAUUGACUAAAAUGGUAACUUAACCAAAUAAAAAGUAAAAAAAAUAAUUGAAGAUCAUUAAUAUACUUCCGACCCGCGCAAACGUAACGUAACUGGAACUUUUUGUUCAUCUCGUUCCAACAACUCUGCGAUGGCAACUUCCGAAUCAAAACCCCACGAUCAGCUUAUUCCCUUGCCGGAAUCUGAAUCGCAGCUCUCCGCUCUCAUUUUCGAUAUAUCACAACAGGCUCAAGGAGCUAUGGAGAGCAUGCUUAGAAUGAUCAGUGAAAUUGAUCAAAACGCUGUUGGAAUUGUGGAAGACAUAGAAAAGUGCAGGGGUUCUGCUCUUGACAGGAAGGGAGUGUUAGAGGAAGAGAAACAACAAUUUCAACAAGCUGCUUACACUGUUUUAGACAUGCUCAACAACGGAGAGGGAACGCUGAAAGCUGUUAUAAAUCUAGGGAGGAAAUUUUCUUGAGCAUGAAGUAUGGGUUUCAGAGUUUUACUAGAGCUUGAAGAAUCAACUUGUAAAGAUUGUCAGGCGUUAUGAUUUAUGAAUCAAUGGGAUAUUAUCUUCUGUUGCAUGGUGCAUACAAUACACUAUUUUUGCUUAGUCUACAAUUACUACAGAACAGAUCCUCAUUUAAUCCUCUUCUGUUAUCUUGCUUUCAGUUCUUGGUUUUUUAAAAUUCAGGCUAUGCACUGCUUGCACUUUGUCUGAAUAUCCUUUAAUUGCCAACCACACUAUCACUUCAAAGCUACAUAAGUUUUCUUAAAGAUACUGAGAGUCCAAUUUGAUACUUAUUUAAAACGAGUUAUAGUUUUGUGCUUUAGUUUUUGAGGAUGGUGAUUGCUGAGCCAAAGCUCUCUUUCUUCACUCUGGACCUUCUAACUAUUUAAGUUCUUUUGCCACCAACUUUAUUAAGAGUCUGAAACUAUUUUUAACUGCUCAGAGUGACCUUACUUGAAUAGGAUAGAAUAUGUUCUAUAGUCUGUAUACCAUGUCUUUGAGUUCAUAAAUUUUUCAUCGUCUAACUUUAUCCUGUCAGAAUACGUAAUUUGGGCAAUGAAUGGUUAUAAUUUCUUGCUGCAUAUGAUGUAAUGCAUAGAGAUAGGCCAUAAACUCUUAAACUCAACUAUGAACUUCUCUA